This is a messenger RNA of Penicillium odoratum, 780 nucleotides long. It is a transcript of the gene tpcG, whose product is annotated as oxidoreductase tpcG. Bases 1 to 780 code for a protein of 259 amino acids. The record is from RefSeq and is a predicted model, not a curated record. NCBI's taxonomy places the organism in Eukaryota, Fungi, Ascomycota, Eurotiomycetes, Eurotiales, Aspergillaceae. The transcript has a single exon.
AUGGCUUAUGCAGUUCUUGGAGCGACAGGGAACUGUGGUACUGCGUUGAUCCAUCAACUCCUCCAGUCACCCGCCCAAAUCCACGCCUACUGCCGAAACAAACCCAAGCUAUUAGGCCUGAUUCCCGAGCUUGCCGAAAGCAAAAAAGUGCAGAUCUUCGAAGGUAGCAUUCACAAUGUCGCCCUCCUCACCGACUGCCUCCGUGGCGCUCGGGCAGUCUUCCUCGUGGUCUCCACCAACGACAAUAUCCCCGGUUGUCGCAUGGGACAAGAUACAGCCCUCGGGGUAAUUCAAGCACUUGAAACCCUACGCGCCGAAUCAAGUGAUGUCAUUAUCCCGAAACUCGUGCUUCUAUCAUCCAACACGAUCGACGAUCAACUUUCCCAACAUACCCCGCCCUGGGUCCGAUGGAUCUUGCUACGAUCGGCAUCGCAUGUCUACCAUGAUCUUCGGGUGACCGAGGAUCUUCUCCGCGCGCAACAAGAAUGGUUCUCGACCAUCUUCAUCAAACCUGGAGGGCUGUCGGUGGAUGUAGUGCAUGGGCAUGCGUUGAGUUUGACGGAGGAGCGUAGCCCUUUGUCCUAUGCGGACCUGGCUGCAGGGAUGAUAGAGGCGGUGGAUGAUCCCGAUGGGAAGUGGGAUAUGCGGAAUGUAGGGGUUUUGUCGGUCAAUGGACCUGCCAAGUUUCCCCGUGGUGGCCCUAUGUGUAUUGCAAUGGGUUUUAUUAGACACUACUUGCCUUUUCUGCAUCCUUAUUUGCCUUCCACUGGACCGGCCUAG